This is a messenger RNA of Annulohypoxylon maeteangense, 1239 nucleotides long. RefSeq lists its product as uncharacterized. The transcript has a single exon. The record is from RefSeq and is a predicted model, not a curated record. Lineage: Eukaryota; Fungi; Ascomycota; Sordariomycetes; Xylariales; Hypoxylaceae. Bases 104 to 910 code for a protein of 268 amino acids.
CAUAUCAUCUUAGGCAAACAUAUCUUCUCUCUUAUCUGGUACUUCUAGCGAGAAGUGCAUAACCAUAUUAGCGGCGCUCUGCUUUUUAAAUCCCUUAUCAAAAAUGGCUAUACAAAAUGAAAAAGAGAGGCCCAAGGCGGUGUAUAAUAAGGCUAGGACUGAGCAGUAUCGUCGACGGCAAUGGCUGCAGGUUAUAUCCAACCAGAUCCCUAGAGUCACCCAAGAUAUAAAACAAGAACCCUUUGUAGUGGAACCGGUGCGGCCGUCUUUGGAUCACGAGAGCUACGUUCAGUUGUUCGCGUGUCAAUUAUCGAAGAAAAUCGCGGAACAAUAUCUCGACGUUAUAUCCGUACCCCUACCCCUGCCGAAGAAUGGGACGCGUUUUGAGCUUCUGCCCCAAAACAUCAUUGAUCGAAUCUGCAGCUACGUCCCCUACGAAAACCUCCUCUGGCUAUAUCAACAAUCCCGAGCACUCCAUAGAAUCAUCGACCCCCACCUCGCACCCUACGAGACGAAAGCCUCGUUCACACUACGGGCCGAGCGAGACUUUCCCCAGCAUUACAACGCGAAACCGCCGAACCUAGGCUGCUACACGUGUUCCCGGGUCCUAACAGCCGCGAUAUUCGCCACUAACCAGCCUUUGCAGGCUCUUCUACGGCUCACGUCGUCGGAUGAAGAAAUGGUAGUGAAUUUGCGUCGGUUCUGCAUCUACUGCGGUAUCCAUUCUGGAUGCCACAAGCCAGGUGACGAACUCAGCACGCGAACUGGCGGACGGUUUUGGAUAUGCGACUGCUUGUACAUCCUGGAUGACGCGACUCCCGGCUGUAAGGGUUGUAAAGCUAGGUGUCCUCUUGUACCGCGUGGAAGAGUGAAAUUAGCGGCAUCGUUCAGAUCGAGAGAGGGUUCAUAAAUCUUAGGGCUGUCUUGGUGUAUUGAUAGGGGUAAAUUCUAUCAUCGAGGGUUGGCUAAAGAUCUUGAGCCAUAUAAGGAGGCAGGUAUAUAUGGUUAAUAGUGUGCAAGUUUGUGUUUUAUUUUGGUUUUGACGGCCUCGACGGUAUAGCUAGGUGUUGGGUGGAGGAAAAGCGAAGGUAGGCCAUUUGAUUCAUAGCUAUACCUGGUACCGGGCGGCAACAAGCGUGUUCUGCUAUAUUGGGAGUGAAUUCGGUUGUUUGGCUGGAUUAUUGGAGGUCUGUCCUAUUUAGUAUCGCUAUCUCACAAUGGAAAUAUUUUCAACAAAAA